CACACACCCCGUCCCCCACGAGCCACCCCUGCCGGCCCCUCAGUCAGUCUAUGGAAUGGAUCAGCGACGCAUCAACUGUGUUGUGCUCGCCGACACACACAUCCCUCUCCCUCCUGGGCCAUACUCGCCUGACGCCCGCCUGCCGGGCGGCGGAUGCAUGCCAACGCCAAAUGGAGGCCGCAUAGGGUAGCUCGUGGCCGGCAUCACCGGCGUUGCGAAGCUAGCCACGGUCGGGAGCGCCUUCAGGGACGCAGACGGGGCCAAUCCUGGCAUCGGGCGGACUGGCACGCCCAUGGACAGACGUGAGGCUGCCGGAGGGGGUGGAGACGUCCCUACACCAAUGCUGAGUGGGCGGCUGCUGGUCGCGCGUGAGGGCCACCGCGGUGGCUGCGGGGAGGAGAACGCCAUUCGAUCCCGCAUCCCUGGGGCAAGGGAGAGGCCGAGAGGUGGGGCGCCCCAGGCAAGAAUGGGCCGAGCGGGAGGGGCAGUGGCUGCCGAGGACGAUGGCUUGGCUCCCUCGUCGAUCUCCGUCACCUCCAACGCCUCUGUCGACGGUGCCGGUGCUGCAGGUCCACGGCUGGCCACCGUGGCCUUCACGUGCUGGUGUCUCGAGAAGCCCCGCUGCACCUUAGCGCCUUCACGGGGUACGAUGGCCGUCGUCUUGCCGAGGCCCCCGCCCUCUGCAAAUGGACUCCUGGUGGCGAGUUUCUUGCUGGCUGCCCUGUCCAUCCCCGCCUUCUUGCUGUGGGUGUCCGACACACGGCCGAUCUUGCCCACCCCUACUGGCUUGGUCGGCUGCUGCUGCUGCUGCUGGGCCACAACACGCGAGAGGUUGAGCCGAGGCACCGCGAUGCGCUUGCCGCCGACAGGCAUCGUGUCUCCGCCCCCCUUGUUGGUGUCGGUCGUGCCUUUGGAGUGGUCGGCAGGUGGGUGUGGGUGGAAGGAGGGUGCAUGGACGGGAGGGGGUGCCGGAAGGGAGUCGCCUGGGUAGUCGUUGUACAGCUGCAGCGACGUGUGGGGUCGGUGUGGGACCUGCGGAUGGGCAGGGGACUGCAGCAAAUUGGCGCGCGACUGGCAUCGACGGAGACCGUGGUGGGCGGGCUGGAUUCCGCCAUCUGCAACCGACACAGAGAGAUACAUGCGAUGGAUCAGAUCUGAUCCAUCCCUUCCUCUCACUCACUCACUCCCUCCCUCACCAUGGCGCCCACCCAAUCCCUGCUGCUGCAUCAACUCGAUCCCCAGAGAAGGCACCGAUGCCGACACCUCCAGCCCCGCCCUCUUCGACGGCUCCACCACCGCAGCAGCAGCACGGUACGCCGCAAACGCAAACGAAGGCGACUGUUGCUGCUGCUUCUUCUUCUCUAUUUCUUUGAUGUCGUCCCACCCAUCGGCCGAGUAUGUCAGCGAGUCGUUGACGCUCACACCGGCAUGUGCCAUGCCCGCCAGUGCCCGGGGAAGCGUGAAGGACGACUGCACAGAGGACAGAUCGAACGAGACGAGCUGUUCCUCUGGGGCGGCCCCCGGGGGCGACCGCUGGAAGGGCUGGGGCGACUCAAAGGGGAGCUGGCGUGAUGGCUCGUCCAGCUGGGGGUGGUCGAUCCGCCGGGCUGUGUCCAGGUUGGUGUUCUCGUCGUCGAACUUGGUGUGGAGCUCUGAGGGAUCCUCCGUGCACUCGCCGCCCCUUUCGCCCUCGAUGUAGAGCGGGCUGUCGGAGGCGGCAUCCUGCUGAGCACGAUCCAUGUGCACGGGGGCCAAAUCCAGCCUGAGGGAGUGAGACACAAGAAUAGCGAGAGAGGGUCGCACACGCAUAGUCCAUCCUUACUUUGGGACCGUUAUGCUCCGGAUGCGUCCUGCUGCUUCAGACUCCUCCCGUUGCCCCUCCUCUGCCCCCGCUGCCUCGUCAGUAUCGUCACGCGCCUUCCCGACAGGCACGGCGUCACGUGCCUGAGUGUCCAGGGGAAAAGUCGAGCUGAAGCGACUCGGGCUCUCCUCAGCUGCCGGUGGGGCCCACUGAAUGGAUUGAAUGGACUCGGCUGCUGGGGGGCGGAGGUCCUGCAUGGGGCUGUGGGAGGGUGGCGGGGUAACUGCGGGGUGACUCUCGAUGUUUUGUUUGAAGUGGCGUGUGAUGCGCUCCAUGGUGCGGAGAUUCUGCGCCCACGACUCGGCGAGGGAGGAGAAGGAGGCGGGGCACUCCUUGGCUAUGUCGGUGAUGUACUGCUGCACCACUUGGUCCAGGAUCUGCAACUACACAGUCGCAGACACAACGAGCACGUAUAGUAUGUGUGAUUGACGAUGGGAGAGACGGCCGGUACCAUACCUUGGUGUCGCCAUCGUGGUCCCCCUCGCCACCCUCCAGACGACCAACGCUCACACGAGGCAUCAUCCCGCCCCCACUGCUAAGCCGCGACCUCUCCUUCUCCCUCUCCCCCGCCCCCUCUCGCACCCUCUUGCCCACUUGUGACCCAACACGCUUGCCAACACCCUCUGUACUUCGUCUCGCCGCCUCUGGCCCUUCUCCCCCCAAAGCCGCCGCCUUCGGUCGCCGCACUGGCCGCAUGCCAGCCUGUGACGGCGCUGCUGUGCUGCUCGUCAGGCCGCUCGCAUGCGAAGGCGAUCGCGUGAGGUGCUUCUUGGCCUCCUUCGGCUUGUUCGUCCGGGGAAGGUCUUGCUGCCUGUCCUUCCUCUUGUCGAUGAGCGACAGCUGUGCCAAGCUGGCCUGACGACUGAGGCCAGCACCGCCCUUGAGGAAUGCCGCCACGGACGAGUGCGCCUCGGACAGCCGUGCGGCCUUGGUGCCGUGGGUCAGCCGAUGCGCGGCGAUCUCCUUCGCGAGCAGACAGCACUGAAAGAGAGAGGGGGAUGGCUCGGGGUGGGCGGGGAUGCAGAGGAAGACCACACAGGGCCCUGCGUGUCCUGUGAGGGGGGCUCGGAGUAGGUCCAGCAGAGGGUGCGAUGGCCUCGCGUGUUUGCGGGCAUCCAGCAAUGAGAUGACGGCCUCAAUGGAGGGAGAAGGGGCAGCAGCGUCCACCGACGAGCUGUCAUCGGGCGGCGCCGCAAUCUCGACAAACGUGAAAUGGAACUCUGUCGACAUUUCAUUUCAUCUCCCCUUGUUGCCUGCCUGUCUCUCUGCUCGCUGUUUACCUCUACUCUGAUGUACGAUGGUGGCCUGGGUGCGAGGAGGCUUGAUGACGACCCUAUAGCAGGUGUGAGUGGCGGCCGGGGCUGCCUGUCGCAUGCCCGCCGUGUACACGUCGAAGAGGUUCUGCAUGUCGCCGCGCCAGUCGUGCCACGCAGCGGCCUCCGUAUCCGAUGAAUCCGCCUGACACAUACGUAGCGUAGAUGUUGAUGCAUUCAGAUGUAGGUGUAUGUAUGCUUUCUCUUCUUGAUCUGACGUACUUACCCGAUACUCAAUGAACUGAGCCUUUGCCCGGGCCCCCUGCAUGCCGUCCUCCUUGACGGCAUCCUGCAGCUUCUGCAGACACCGCGGCACCGCCCCAAACUCCUUUGGCGCGAUAGUGGCCCUCUCACCCUCACGCAAGAACCCGCCGCCCAGCGUGUAAGACUUGCCGCCGGCCUGCGGCCCAAUCGCCACCACAGUCAAGCCCGUCCCAUCCCUCACUGCUCGUCGCACCCUCGCCGCUGUCCUGUGAGCCACGGCCUCCUGCGUCUCGCAAACACCGUCACAGUCAAUGGAAUAAGCCGCCUUGCCGUCGCUGAUGACCGUCAGGCGCUGCCGGGCUUGGUCAGGGUGGACGCCCGGGCCAUUAUCGUGAUGAUGGUCGUCCUCAUGAUGGACCCGGGGAGGUGACGGGCGGACUCUCAGGAACAUUUGCAGUGAGGGCGAGGGCCGGCUUCCAGGAAACCGGGUGUUGGGCGGUGUCCGGGGAUUAACCGCUUGCCGAACCAUAGCCAUCUCGACCUUCUAAAAAAAAAGUCACCCGGAGGGAGGACUCCGGG
Messenger RNA from Vitrella brassicaformis, 3957 nucleotides. Lineage: Eukaryota; Vitrellaceae. The record is from the annotation of a GenBank genome assembly.